AUUGGGCGACGUCGAUCCGCGAAUUCGACCUGAAAAUCUGUCGCGAAAUCGACGCGCGGAUUGUGACCGCCUUUCGACGAGGUUCUGGUUGAUACUCGUGUUACAGACAGCUUCGACUGCCGUGCCAACGAGCGAGCGACCUGAGAAGUGAGAAACGUGACAGACUCAUCGAAGAACACAUCGCAAUUGCACGGAAUCGACCGGGGGCAAAACGCGAAGCCACAAAAAGAACCGCGAUCACUUUCCCAAGACUUUCGGGUGCGUCGUAAUGCGUCAUCGCUAAUGAAUGCGCGAGCGCGACAUCGCGCCCGGAUUCUUACCCGGGCGGUCACCUCCGACAUUGUGCAGCUUUGCCUAAAGAAACAGUACAACAGGAACCAAGGUCGCUCGCUUUCACCGUGCACGACCUUUCGCCUUUCUGCCUCGUUUGUUGUUCGAUACGCCGGUGGAGGACAAAAGAUUUAUCUUAUCUAGUCCGAGAUUUUCUCUUACGCGCUCGAUACGCUUUAUCAAGUUCUUGCAGCUAGAACUUUGUUCAGUGUCGAUCGGACGGAAGGACAGCAGAUAAGAACGCGCGUGCAUACGGAUCGUACGCGCGCAGGUUAUCUACCUUGUACAGCAUGUACACGAGAGAGAUGACUUUUCCUGGGGGCGAUACCGGCCGGCCGGAUCACACAGGUUUGCGAGCGAGACAUGUUGGCCAGGGAAAGGAAAAUUACACGUGCAACAGGAGAGGCCGGCAGGGCGGGAGGGAUCGAUAAGAGAAAUCGAACCGAGCGUGCUACGUGGAAUCGUGAAAGUGAAGGUACGUCGCUAUUGCCACCGCCGCCGUCACCGCAGCAGGAACUUUCAACGCGGGUGAUUUAGGCUCGAUGAAUACCUGUUGCUCGUUGUUGGUCGACCGAACUGUUCGUUCCUUUCCUCACUGUGCCGGAACGAAGUGUGACGUAGGCAACAUAUCGAGGAAUUUACGGGGAAACAACGAUAAACACGAGGCACAAUAGGGAGAUAUAAGACUAUCUGCCACAAAACCAGUCGUUGGGAAGUGUCAAAUACUGAAUGUUGACGAGAAUGGAGCGACAGAGAAAGAAGCUGGCAGAGUACGACCAGGAGCAUCUGCUUAGAUUCUGGGAGGAGUUGACAGAUGAAGAUAGACAUGAUCUGGAGAAUGAUAUUGAUGAAUUAGAUCUACAGGAAGCUACUUUGUACUUUAAGAAAGCACUGGAAUCUUCUCAGCAUAUUGGUCAAGAUAUGCUAGAUGACAAAGUACAGCCUGUAGAUGAAAAGAAAAUUGCCUCCGCCAAGACAUCCACAAAAGAAGAGCUGGAAAUGUAUGAGGAAUUUGGUCUGAAAGAAGUUGCCGAAGGUCGUGUGGCUGUAUUAUUGAUGUCAGGUGGUCAAGGAACGCGCUUAGGAGUGACCUAUCCUAAGGGAAUGUUUGAUGUUGACUUACCAUCGCACAAAACUCUUUUCCAGCUGCAGGCAGAGAGGAUACUGCGUCUGCAGAACAUUGCAGAACAGCGGUGUGGAAAACAUGGAGAGAUAACUUGGUAUAUUCUUACUAGUGAAGCUACUCACAAUGCCACUAUCACUUUUCUCAGCAAACACAACUACUUUGGCUUAAAAGAGAAAAACAUUAAAGCUUUCAAGCAGGGCAUGCUACCGUGUUUUACUUUUGAUGGCAAGAUAAUCUUGGAUGCAAAACAUCGUGUUUCUAAAGCACCUGAUGGUAAUGGAGGAUUGUACCGUGCAUUGAAAACUCAAGGAAUACUGGAAGAUAUGACGCAACGUGGAAUUCGGAGUAUACAUGCACAUUCCGUGGACAAUAUCUUAGUGAAAGUAGCAGAUCCUAUAUUUAUAGGCUAUUGCUUGGUCUCUGAUACAGAUUGUGGAGUUAAAGUUAUUGAGAAAUCUUCUCCUUCUGAAGCAGUUGGUGUAGUUUGCAAGGUAGAAGAUCAUUAUCAAGUAGUUGAAUAUAGUGAAAUCACAAAAAAGACCGCGGAACUCCGUCACGCCGAUGGACAACUGGUGUACAACGCCGCCAACAUAUGCAACCACUACUUUACAGUCAACUUUCUAAAAGAUAUCGGACACCUGCACGAGAAAGAUUUGGAUUUGCACGCUGCGAAGAAAAAAAUUCCAUACGUUAACGACGAAGGGGAGAGAAUCAUUCCAAAAAGUCCAAACGGUAUCAAGAUAGAAAAAUUCGUGUUCGACGUGUUUUGCUUCGCGAAGAACUUCGCGGUGUGGCAGGGCAUUCGCAAGGAAGAAUUUAGCCCCUUGAAAAACUCCAAUUCCGUCGAUCAAGAUUGCCCGAGCACCGCGCGAAGCGAUCUGCUGAAUUUACAUAAGAAAUGGUUAUUGAACGCGGGUGCAAAGAACGUCAGCAAUGAUGUGGAGGUCUCUCCUUUGCUUUCGUACGCUGGCGAGAAUCUAAGUCGAAUUGCGAGUGAUCAGUCUUUUGUGGGACCACAAGUUCUCGAAUAACAACACUGGCAAUGAUAAUGAGAUAUCUUGAAAAGCAAAUAUCAACAAGGAUGCUUACUUCUCUGUGCGUGAUGGAGUAAGAUUAAAGGUAUAAGUUUAACGACCGUUCGUAGUAAUCAACGACAUAUAUAUGUAUAUAUAUACACUUAGAUUAAACAUUCAUAUACUUUCACCAUAGCAGUGGGAGAAACCGGAAAUUGACAAGAGAUAUAGUUCGUUCGCCUCUCUCAGUACGUAUGUAUCUCUUCCAAAUUUCCAGUUUUACAUCCGCGAACGGGGAAUAUGUGGCCUAUAUAUGUCACAGUGAAAGUGAUUAAUUUGGGGAUUUUGUAAAAUUUCUGACGAUUUUAUACUUAAUAAUACUCUAUUGUAUCUUGUAAAAUCGUUUUUAUGUGAUUUUACAAAAAACACUAAUUAUUUUCAUUGUAGCAUCGCAUGUUGAUAAUAGCAUCAUAUAAUUUUUAUACUGCUUUUGAGACUUAUAUAUAUGAACUUUUGAUAUUGUUACGCGGUAAUGUGAAUACUCACACUUGCAAGGACAGAAAUGGAAUUCUGGUUAUAAUAUGAAUCAGGUAAAACGUGUAAAUAAAAAUUGUAUAAUAUGUAUGCACAUCAAUUGUAAAGUAUAAUUUGGCUGUAAUUCGGCUGUAAGUAUUUCGAAUGUAUAUCAGUUUUUGAUAAACUGUUAAGAUAUAUAUGUUAAAUAAAAGUGAUGAGCAUUAUAA
Molecule: messenger RNA, 3212 nt
Organism: Odontomachus brunneus
Lineage: Eukaryota; Metazoa; Arthropoda; Insecta; Hymenoptera; Formicidae
Gene: mmy
Product: UDP-N-acetylhexosamine pyrophosphorylase
Exons: 4
Coding region: 1060-2487 (475 amino acids)
Biological process (GO): UDP-N-acetylglucosamine biosynthetic process
Molecular function (GO): UDP-N-acetylglucosamine diphosphorylase activity
Source: RefSeq, a predicted model, not a curated record